AUGGCCACCGCGCUCGUUCCAAUCAAUCUCAACGACCGCUCCGAAUGGGAGGAACUCCGCCAGCAUCGCCUAGCCUGCGGAUGGGACCACUCCCCAGAAAGCCUUGAGCUUUGGCGCCAGAAGCAGAAAGCCGGCCUGAAGUCGUUCUUCUGGGUCACCACCACCGCCGCCACAACUGACGACGGAGAGCAAACACCCAUUCGUGCCGGCCACAUUUCACUCGAUGCCUACGCUGAGCCCGCAGAUUGGGACCUCGCCAACGCAGACAAAACCAACCUCACCAUCCAGACGUUCUUCAUUCUGCCAAAAUAUCGCGCAGGAGGUCUCGGUCGCGCGGCGAUGAAAUUGGUCGAGGCGUUGGCAACAGAGGAACCGUACGGAAGCAAGAACUGCGAAUACAUCACGCUGAACUGCAUGAGCAAAGCUCACUACUAUGACGAGGUCUUGGGUCCGAUUCUCAAGAGGACCCUGCCAAUCUGCAACGAGGAGUGGUACGAGAAGCAGGGAUACGUCGCUUGGAAGACGGAACCGCGGUACGAGGACAAAUUGGAUUUGCCCGACAGAGAGAAGAUUAUUUGGGACGCGACCUUUAUGCGGAAGAAGGCGAACAGAGUUGAGGGUCAACCUUGA
This is a messenger RNA of Aspergillus mulundensis, 630 nucleotides long. RefSeq lists its product as uncharacterized. The transcript has a single exon. Lineage: Eukaryota; Fungi; Ascomycota; Eurotiomycetes; Eurotiales; Aspergillaceae. Bases 1 to 630 code for a protein of 209 amino acids. Gene Ontology annotation, molecular function: acyltransferase activity, transferring groups other than amino-acyl groups. The record is from RefSeq and is a predicted model, not a curated record.